Molecule: messenger RNA, 2733 nt
Organism: Strongyloides ratti
Lineage: Eukaryota; Metazoa; Nematoda; Chromadorea; Rhabditida; Strongyloididae
Product: Sterol-sensing domain and Patched family-containing protein
Exons: 3
Coding region: 1-2733 (910 amino acids)
Biological process (GO): endocytosis; molting cycle, collagen and cuticulin-based cuticle
Cellular component (GO): plasma membrane; cytoplasmic vesicle membrane
Source: RefSeq, a predicted model, not a curated record
AUGGAAAAAAUAACUUCCACUGAGGAAGCAUCAAUUUUUAUUAAAUUUCUUAAUACAUUUUUUGAUAAAAUUGGUAGAUUCGUCACAAAAAAUUAUAUAUUUAUUUUAAUUGUAACAAUUAUUUUAACAUCUUUAUGUGGAUUACAUGUAUCAAAAACAAAACAAACAUCUAUACCAUAUGGUUAUACACCAUCAGAUGCUCGUUCAAUUAAAGAAAUAGAAAUUUAUGAAAAAUUUUUUAAUCAAAAUGGUAGAGGUAUAACUAUAUUUAUAAUGGUUUUAGCUAAAGAUAAUGGCACAAUGUUAAGAAAUGAAUGUUUAAAUGAUACAAUAAGGAUUAUAAAUUAUCUUCAAAAUAAUAUUACUUUUGAUGAAUCAAAAACAGGAAAUAAUUUGACAUUCUCACAAUUUUGUACUGGUUUUUGUGAUAUUAAUGAAGGUAUCAGACAAUUUUAUAAUGGUUUUCAAAUUUUAUGGAAAGAUAAUGAAAAUGGUUUAAAAAGUAAAGAUUUAAGAGUUAAUUUAUCAUAUCCAAUAACAUCAUUAUUUGGAAGAUCAUUUAGUAUACAAGAAAAUUUAUUUGGUGUUAAAUUAAAAAAAAAUAUUACAGUUAAUGAUUUAACAAAUAUGGAAUUUGCUAAAAUGAUUAUUUUACAAUUACGUUCAGAAAAAAAACCAACUUGGACAUUAAGUGAUGUUAAAAGAUAUGAAAUUAAAAUAUCAAAUUAUUUAAAAAAUUCAUUUAAAUCAGAUAAUGUUUAUGCUAUAGGAAUAUCACAAUCAUAUCUUGAAAAAGAAAUGACAAUGACAGGAAAGUCAAUGGAACCAUUUUUAGGUGUUGGAUUUAUAUUAAUGACAAUAUUUACAGUUACAACAACAUAUAUAAGUAGUGCUAUCAAUAGACAAUUUACAAUAUAUAAAUUUAUAUUAACUUUUUCUGCAUGUAUUGUUCCAUUAAUGUCAACUGCUACAACAUUUUCAUUAAUGAUAUUUAUGGGUUUUCCUUUUAGUCCAAUAUUAGCAAUAACACCAUUUUUAAUAUUAGCAAUAGGCAUUGAUGAUUCAUUUUUAAUGAUUCAUGCACAACAAAGAUUUGUUACACAAAAACAUUCAAAAUUAGAGUAUGAAGAAUUAAGUAAAAAAGAUAUUGAAGAUUGUAUAUCAUAUGUUACUUGUGAAACAGGUCCCUCAAUUCUAUUGUCAGCUUUUACAAAUAUUUUAGCAUUUUUUGUAGGAUGUAUUACAUCACCACCUGAAAUUCAAUUAUUUUGUAUCGGAAAUGGUUUUGCUAUAUUAAUAGAUACAAUAUAUCAAUUAACAACCUUCUCAGCUAUAAUGACAUAUGUAUGUGAAAAAGAAUUUAUUUGUAUGGUUGAUAAUGAAAAAUAUACAUUAAUCAAUAGAAUUCAUAAAAAACUUAAUAUGUCACCUGAAUUAUCGAGAAAAACAAAAAAUAAAUUAAUUGAAAUUGUAAAAUUUAUAAUUAAUUUGAUAACAACAUGGAAAAUGAUAUUAUUAUUAUGUAUUAUAUUCAUUUGUUAUAUUAUUUUUUCAAUAUUGGGAAUAUUACAAUUACAUAUAAAUUUGAGACCAGAAAAAUUUUUUCUCCCAAAUUCACAACUUCUUGAUGCAAAUCAUUAUAAGACAGAAUAUGUUAUACCAAUUAUGACACCAUUAAUGAUUUUUGUUGGGAAACCUGGUAAUUUAUCUGAUCCAAUACAAGUAAAAAAACUUGAAAUGAUAGUUAAUGAUUUUGAAAAUAUGAGUAAUUCAAUUGGUAAAAUAUCAACAAGAUUUUUUCUAAGAGAUUUUAUUGAAUUUAAUAAUGCAAUAGGUGAAGAAGAAGGUCAUCUUAAUUUGGAAGAAUUUGAAAAAUUUUUACAAUGGCCUGAGUAUAGUUUUUGGAAAGGUUUUUUAAAAUUUAAAAAUGGUACUAGUGAAUUAGAUAGUUUCUUUUUUACAACUGGUUUUGAAGGAAAAGAAUUAAGAGACAUUACUUAUAGAGGUAAUCUUUUACAAUUAUGGAGAAAGAAAGCUGAUAUCUAUAAAGAUGAAUUUGAAGUAUCUGUUUAUAAUGAUGACUCACCAGUAAUAGAUUUAAUUAAUACUAUACCAUCAGUUACAUUACAAAGUUCAUUAAUAACAUUUUUGUCAAUGGGCUUUGUUGUAUUUUGGUUUCUAUAUGAUUUAAAAUCAAUUCUUAUUGCAUCAACUUCAAUAUUUUUUAUCUGUUUAGGUGUUAUUGGAUAUUUAAAUUGGUGGAAUAUUGAUUUAGAUCCUAUAAUGAUGGCAACAAUUAUUAUGACAAUUGGUUUUUCUGUUGAUAUGCCAGCACAUAUAUGUUUUCAUUAUCAUAAAGCAUCAUUAGAAAAUCCAAAUUGUAACAGUAAACAAUUAAUUGAACAUACUAUGCAUGCUGUUGCAUUUCCAAUCCUUCAAGCAGGAUUCUCAACAAUAGCAUGUGUUAUUUCAUUACUUUGGGUUAAUUUAUAUAUGGGUGAAGUAUUUGUAAAAUCUAUGACAUUAUGUGUUAUUUUAUCAUUAUUGGAAGGAUUAAUAAUGAUACCAAUAAUAUAUUAUGUUAUUGAAAAAAUAAGUUGUAAAAAAAAAGGGAAUAUAAUUGUUCCUGUAUCAAUUGGUAUUUCUACUAAUGAUACAACAUCAGAAGGAUCAUUAUCAAUAACAAAAAUAAAAACUAACAGAAAAAAUAAAAAUGAUUCUUUAAAAUUUUAA